Linum tenue is the source of this 1518-nucleotide messenger RNA. Lineage: Eukaryota; Viridiplantae; Streptophyta; Magnoliopsida; Malpighiales; Linaceae. The record is from the annotation of a GenBank genome assembly.
AUGGCUCCGGUAGGAGUUUUACCGGCAACCGGAGGGCCGACGAAGGACUUCGGCGGCAGGAUAACGAGCUCCGUCGUGGUCACCUGCGUCGUCGCCGCCUCCAGCGGCCUCAUUUUUGGCUACGACAUUGGGAUCUCAGGUGGCGUCACCACAAUGGAGCCAUUUCUAAAAAAAUUCUUCCCGUCGGUUCUCCGGCAGGCCGGAGCAGCAGAGACCAACAUCUAUUGCCAAUACGACAGCCAACUCCUGACGGCGUUCACUUCCUCGCUUUACAUUGCCGGACUCGUCGCCUCUCUCGUCGCCAGCCGCGUCACCGCCGCCCUCGGCCGCAAGAACACCAUGGUGCUCGGCGGCCUCACUUUCUUCGCCGGCGGCGCCAUCAACGGCGGCGCCGUCAACGUCGCCAUGCUCAUCCUCGGCCGCAUCUUGCUCGGUCUCGGAGUCGGCUUCACUAACCAAGCGGCGCCGCUCUACCUGUCGGAGGUGGCUCCGGCGAAGUGGCGAGGAGCAUUCAACACAGGGUUCCAAUUCUUCAUCGGCAUCGGCGUCGUGGCGUCCAACUUCCUCAAUUUCUUCCUGUCGAAGCAUCCGUGGGGCUGGCGCCUCUCACUGGGCCUCGCCGUCGUCCCCGCCGCCAUCAUGACGCUCGGCGCCGCCCUCAUCUCCGACACGCCCAGCAGCCUGGUGGAGCGCGGCCGGCUGCGGGACGCCAAGCAGUCCCUAAUUCGAAUCCGCGGGGCCGGCGCCGACGUGGAGGGCGAGCUCGACGACCUGGUCAGAUCCGUCGGCGCGGCGAAGGCGGCAGAUCGGGAGCCGUUCGUGACGAUACUGGAGCGGCGGCACCGGCCCCAAUUGGUGAUGGCGGUGGCGAUCCCGUUUUUUCAGCAGGUGACGGGGAUCAAUAUAAUUGCGUUUUAUGCUCCGGUUCUGUUUCAGUCGAUCGGAUUUGGGAAGGACUCGGCGCUGAUCUCGUCGACGAUUCUGGGGGUGGUGAAUUUGGGGGCGAUUCUGGUUUCCACGGCGGUGGUGGAUCGGUACGGGCGGAGGUUCUUGUUUGUCGCCGGUGGCCUCCAGAUGCUCGUUUGUAAGCUAGCGGUGGCCGCCGUGCUGGUCGCCGGAACCGGAGCUUCAGGGACGGAGCACAUCAGCAAAGAACUGGCCGUCGCCGUGCUGAUCCUGCUGUGCACGUACGGCGCCGGAUUCGGCUGGUCGUGGGGCCCGUUGAGCUGGCUGAUCCCCAGCGAGAUUUUCCCGAUCAAGAUCAGGACGACAGGGCAGGGGAUAAGCCAGGCCGUGAACUUCGCCACCACUUUCGCGCUGUCGCAGAGCUUCCUGGCAAUGCUCUGCCAUCUCAAGUACGGAGCUUUCCUGUUCUACGCCGGCUGGAUCGCGACGAUGACGCUCUUCGUCAUGCUGUUCUUGCCGGAGACGAAGGGGAUCCCGCUCGACUCGAUGCAGGGGAUAUGGGAGCAGCACUGGUACUGGCGCCGGUUUGUUUCGACGACGGUGUCCGCCUGA